Phaeodactylum tricornutum CCAP 1055/1 is the source of this 1132-nucleotide messenger RNA. RefSeq lists its product with no specific name. The transcript has a single exon. The coding region runs from base 47 to 961 and encodes 304 amino acids. The record is from RefSeq and is a predicted model, not a curated record. NCBI's taxonomy places the organism in Eukaryota, Bacillariophyta, Bacillariophyceae, Surirellales, Neidiaceae.
CUGACAAUUCCUGUUGUAAAAGCUCUUCUAUAACUCGACAUUCACGAUGAGCCCAUUCCCCUUUGAUGAGAUUCAUACUUCCUAUCUUGAUUGGGAAUUUGAUUUCGGACAAGACGGUGAAAAAAUCCUAUCUGAGAUGAUCCGUACGAACAAAGAGCAACCUGUCAGUGAACCAAAAAAUGUUGCCCCUAUUGGUCAUACCAAGAAGCGAGUAAUUGAGACUGAUACAUUGCGUCGGCCGGGCAAGAAGCGCCCCAGUGGAAUGCCUAAAAGACCUCUUUCAGCUUACAACGUCUUCUUUCAACGCGAGCGUCCACGUAUCUAUGAUGAGUCGAACGGUCGAAUUGGAUUUCAGGAGUUGGGUAAAGUCAUUGGCCACCGCUGGCGAUCUCUUGACGCGAAGGAGCGCAGAGCCUACGAACUUGUAGCGGGAAAGGAUACAAUUCGUUACCGGAAGGAAAUGGACGUCUUUGAAGAAAAACGUCGGAAGAGAAUCAAAAGCACUCCAGUGAAUGCUCUUCAGAAUGAUUCGUCUCUAACGUCUACGACCAAAUCUCGUUCCAAAGUGGUAGAGAUUGAAAGGCUGUCUUCCCAAUGUACAUCAAUGGAAGCAGCACCUCAUUAUCCCGGCAUAUCUACACCCCCCAUACAUGCAUUUGUUCCUGUUGCCAGUCCGUCCCCUCCGCCGCCGUCGGAAGAAGGGCAACAGGAAGAAAAUUCAAAAAUUCACCACGGGGUUGUAUGGGAGAAUUAUGGAAAGGAGCUUGAAACUAUGGCUGUCCCUUCCAGCACACAAGUUGUUUUGCUUGACAGCAACGGUCAAGACAAGAAUUAUGUGGUUUCAUACACAUGCUACCGCAUGAGUAAGAAAGAUGCCGACGCCUACUUGGCGACUUUUCCGUCUCACAAAGUUCACAAGAGAAUCGCAGAAUCUCACUUUGGCUAUUGUGCCAAGGCAUAGCAUUUUAGUGUGUUGUCACGCAUUGCCGGGGCCAAUGUUUUACUCUCCCUUGCCGUUGCUGUGAUUCACAGUUUCUUCCGUAUAGCAUUUAUUUUUUCAGUCAACAGUAAAACUGAGUGCAUUCGGUUUUGAAUUCGUAGGUAACAACAGUAAGAUGAAAUUACAUAGACU